This is a messenger RNA of Aphanomyces astaci, 261 nucleotides long. RefSeq lists its product as hypothetical. The record is from RefSeq and is a predicted model, not a curated record. NCBI's taxonomy places the organism in Eukaryota, Oomycota, Saprolegniomycetes, Saprolegniales, Verrucalvaceae. The transcript is spliced from 4 exons. Bases 1 to 261 code for a protein of 86 amino acids.
AUGUCAGAAAGCACGACCCAACUCGACGUUGACGGUGCCGACGCCGAAGUGUCCAACGAGAACCCCGAUAAGCCGCCAAAACGGAUGAAGAAGCUAGCGCCGCGGGCGUUUCUCUGCGUCCCGAUUAACUACGGCAAGCGCGUGGCGUAUGUGAUGCUGGCGGCUGAGUUAAGCGUCGAAAUGCAGCGUGAAUUCACCGCAAAGCAGGUGCAAGAUAAGAUUGAAAACGGGACGGUCCGUGUCCAAGCCAAGUUUGGCUAG